Cadophora gregata is the source of this 1934-nucleotide messenger RNA. RefSeq lists its product as uncharacterized. The record is from RefSeq and is a predicted model, not a curated record. NCBI's taxonomy places the organism in Eukaryota, Fungi, Ascomycota, Leotiomycetes, Helotiales, Ploettnerulaceae. The transcript is spliced from 5 exons. Bases 123 to 1337 code for a protein of 404 amino acids. Gene Ontology annotation, biological process: transmembrane transport. Gene Ontology annotation, molecular function: transmembrane transporter activity.
GCCACGCUGUAUAUACAUGUAGAAUAUCAGUAUUCUCUUAUCGACAUUGCAAUUUUGCAUCUUUUGUGUCUUUCGUUCUGAGAAACUUCAUCUCAGUUGAACUCAGGGUUUGGUGACCGAAAAUGAGCCCCUCGUCAAUUGAUCGUCUGGGCCCAGCACACCAUGGCGAGAACCCGACUGGUCCUGGAAUUCAGCUUGCGCACAGUGAUGAAGAAAUCCCGGCUGUGCUCAUGGAUCCCAAAUCCGAGGGACUUUCAUUGUACGAGAAGAAGUCGCUUCUCAUAAAUAAAGAAUUCAAUGCAAUGGGAAUGGGCAAGUACCAGUGGUACAUAUGGUCUUUGUGCGGAUUGGGCUAUUUUCUCGAUUUGCUAUGGGCACAGGCAUUUGGACUUAUUGCUACCCCUCUACAGCAGGAGCUGGGAUUUAGCAGUAGCGAGCUGGGCAACAUUUUUACGGCUUUUAAUUCCGGAUUAUGUGCUGGAGCUUUUGUGUGGGGAACUCUGGUCGAUAUCAUUGGUCGUCGAUGGGCUUUCAAUGGAACAGUCCUCAUCUCAUGUAUUUUCGGGCUCUGUUUGGGUGCACCCAAUACAUAUAACGCAAUCCUGGUUCUGACGGCAUUCAAUGGCUUUGGAAUCGGGGGCAACAUACCCAUUGAUACAACAAUUUGUUUAGAAUUUCUUCCUCAGAACAAGCGUUUCCUCCUCGCCCUCCUAUCCAUUUUUCAGCCUCUCGGCGUGGUCGUUUGCAGCGGUAUCGCUUACGGCUUCAUCCCCAAAUACUCCUGCGCCGCCGACCUCCCAUCAUGUCGAUCGUCUUCCCUAGCACCAGGCGAAGCGUGUUGCAGAAAAGCCGACAAUUAUGGCUGGCGGUACCUCAUGUUCACACUGGGUGGAAUAGCGCUAGGCGUCUUCCUAUUGCGAUUUGUCCUCUUCACGUUUCAAGAAUCUCCAAAGUACCUAAUCGGACGAGGACGAGACGAGGAUGCAAUGAAGGUGCUGCAUAACGUAGCCAAAGUGAAUGGAUAUGAAUGUCGCUUAAGUAUGGAUGAUUUCAGAGCAUUGGAAGCCAGUCACGGUGCCAGAUCGCCCAGCUCGCCUAAUGGAUCUGGUGAUGCGAUGUUGAAAGAUGGGGUCCCAGGACAGACUGCAGUCACAGCGAAGCCCCCAUUCCUACAGCAAAUUAAGAACGAGUUUGCGAGGAUCAAGAUACUUUUCUCGACUUCUGCACUCACUCGCUUGACGAUUCUGGUUUGGAUUAUCUAUGUAUUCGACUACUGGGCGUUCUCUGUUGCUGGUACGACAACGCUCCUUCUCAUGACCUUAGUCCCCCUUUCGUGACUGACUUACUGUGACAGGAUCCUUCCUCCCCACAAUUCUCCUUCGCAAGAACUCAAAGAUCAACGUAUCCGUGUCUGAAACUUACCGCGACUAUGUCAUCAUUUACCUCCCAGGUAUCGUCGGCGUUGCUCUCGGCUCCCUCAUGGUCUACGUCCCCCGCAUUGGCCGAAAAUGGGCCAUGGUCUUCUCAGCCGCCAUGAUGGGUAUAAGUCUCUUCCUCUUCUCGACAGUCAAUACACAAGCUUCAAACAUCGGAUUUAAUCUUAUGGAAUAUUUCUUCCAAAGUAUGUUUAACGCUGUGUUGUACGGGUGGACGCCUGAAGCAUUCCCGGCGCCGGUGAGGGGUACAGCGAGUGGAGUAGCAAGUUUUUGGGGACGGUUGUUCAGUAUUGUGAGUCCGUUGAUUGCGGCGCAUUUGUUGGAGACGAGUUUGAAUGGCCCGUUGUAUCUUGCAGGAAGUGGGGCGUUUGUUUGUGUGGUUGCGAUUUUGUUUUUGCCGAGUUCGACGCUGGGAGGUCAGUCGACUUGAGUGGGCAUGCUUGAAAGACAUAGUUACGAUGUCUUGGGGGAACAAUCGUCCAUGACUGAAUGAAAAAG